Molecule: messenger RNA, 989 nt
Organism: Prunus mume (Japanese apricot)
Lineage: Eukaryota; Viridiplantae; Streptophyta; Magnoliopsida; Rosales; Rosaceae
Source: RefSeq, a predicted model, not a curated record
CAACCUAGUUGAGUUGGAGAAUUUCUUCAAGGUAGAACCCAUUGGAAGAGUUGAUGUAGAUAUGAUCAACCUCUUGGGCUUGUGCAACUUGGAAUCCAUGGCACCCAUUCGGAUUCAAAAACCAUUAUAUUGUGGAACAGAGGUUCAUCGAAGUCCUGUCCAGGGACUGUACGAACGUGGUAUAUUCAGCACAUUUUUUGCUGGGAAUGAGGUUCCGGGCCGAUUCAGCCAUAAAAGUAGAAGAUCCUCAAUAUCUUUUACUGUGACUUUACCUGAUAAACACAGAAUUCAAGCCUUGGUCGUCUUCUCUGUCUAUGCGAGUUCUGGCUCUGAUUUUCCUUGCCAUCGGUUGACUGGUUUUCAAGAUUUUGGUGGGCAUAUGAUGACUAGAGUCAGAAAUAAGAGCAAGGGUCUGAAGUGGUACUAUAACCCAUCACACUACGGUAUUCCAGGUGAAGGAGAAGACAUGAUAUGGUUAAGCCACUGGAAGUUUCAGGAUGAUCACUUAGAAGGCGGCGAUCGAGUGGGUGUUUCAGUUGUUACGCAACCUUGCUUUCGAGUAAAGGAGUUAGGCAUCCAGAUUGUUCAGGAACAAGAAGAGAAUCAUAAUACUAUGAUAAGCACCCAAAACAAAACCUUUCAACUUCGUGCACCUGUUCCUAUGCAAAAUUUCUCAGGAGACUACUUGUUCAAUGAUGAGGACUCUGAUGAAGAUACCGCAGACAAAGAAGAAGAGCAGGAUGACCACGCUAUUGCAGCUACCACAGGCAGCAAUAACUCCGGCGGCCUCUGUGGCUGGAAGGUGCUCGCAGCUUGUUUCUGUUGUCCUGUUGGUAUGGAAAUGUAGCUGUCUUCUCUCUCAGGCAGAAAGAAGGGACCGUCCACAAGCCCUGGAUGAAUUUUUUGUACAUCUCAACAGCAGACUAUUUGUUUUUGCAUACAUCCAAUGUCAUUUCGUAGCAUCAAAUGCAUCUUCUUCGGAGAUAUUU